AAUAAAGAUCCCGAUCCACUUCUGUCACAUGAAACCACAUGCUGUUUACGGUACUAGACGUGCAGAAUAUAUAAAUCAGAGCCGUUCUCAUCGACAAACAAGCGCGUUUCUGUAUCUUCUCGACUCCUGAUACGGAUUUAGACGGACUGAAUCAUCCUCCGCGGACUGUUUUGUCUGUCAAGGGAGCUAAAUGUCGAUUGAAAAACAAAGUGUGUCUGAGGAAAACCUUCAGGGUUCCUGGGUGGAGCUGCAUUUUAAUAAUGGAAGUGGCAGCACUCCUAAAGGAGCUUCUGAGGAACAGUCUGCCAGCACCGCCCCAAGCGGAGACCUGGAGAAGAUGCUGAUGGAUGCUCAGCACGAGUCGGGCAGGAGCAGCUCCAGAGGAAGCCUGCCAUGUGACAGUCCUCCAACAUCGCACUUGCGCAGAGGCUCUGAGGUCCACAGCUCUGGAGGAAAGAACAGCUCACAGUCAGAGGAAGACUAUUUGGAGAGGAGAAAAGAGGUGGAGAUCCUGAUGAAGAAAAAUGCAGACUGGAUCUGGGACUGGUCGAGUCGACCGGAAAACCUGCCGCCCAAGGAGUUUGUGCUGAGACACCCGAAGCGUUCCAGCACCCUCAGCAUGAGGAACACCAGUGUGAUGAAGAAGGGAGGAAUCUUCUCCGCAGAAUUCCUCAAGGUUUUCCUGCCCUCUCUUGUUCUUUCGCACAUCCUUGCUGUGGGUCUCGGGGUGUACAUCGGAAGGCGCAUUACUACUUCUGGCACCUUCUGAGGGAGCAGGAGAGACAAGAAACAAGACAAAUCUCACAUAUGCACAUCCACCAUUUUCAGCUGCUUUGUCGUGAAUCAGCGCUUGUGUAGACGCAGAUAGGACGAGGUCACGUUUGACGUUUCAUUUCACUGCCUCGCUUCCCCCUUGUGUAUUCCACUGGCCUUUCCCAUAAUGCCUGUCCAUUCCAGGGCUAUCGGCACGGGGAAGGCCAUGCUAGACUUAUAUGGGCCCGUCAGAUAGACUAAGAUGUCAUGCAUCCUCUUCAUUUUGUAUUUACUCAUACCAAGACUACUGAGAAUAUAAUGAGAGGAGCAUGAAAUAAGGGAUGAGAGAGGGGAAAUUAAAGUGCGGGAUCUCCAGUGUAACUGCAGACUGUGAAUUGGGAAGAGAUUUAACCAUAUCAAAACAGGGAUUGUAUGUAUAUCUUACGGUAUAUCUCAACAUUUGAUGAUAUAACAAUAUAGGACUUGUUUUACCUUGUCACCAUUUCUAUGUAUCUUGAGGUAGUUUCUGCAUUUAUGACGUUUCAGACACCAAAAACAGACUUUUGCUUUGGGAAUCAAGCUGUUCACAGUAUUAUACAAUUUAAGCAAUGGUCUUUACAGCCAAAACGUGGAGUACCAUAUCAACACUUUUCUGAAUGUUACUGAAAUCUCUAAUGGCCAAUAUAAGCUGAGAAAUUGUUGAAUCAAGUUCCUCACCUGAACUGAGAUCACAGAUGUUCUUUGUUUUUCUGAAGGGUCCGGGUUUCAGCCCAGAGAUUGCCUUAAAGAAAACUGUUAAUGAAUCAGGCAAGGAGUUCAAGGGAAAUUGUGUAAAUCUGUGCAUGUUUUGUAGUGUUUAAGAAAUGUAUUCGGUGUGUGUGUAAAUUUCACAGUGGUUUUGUAUCAAUAAAUAAAUGUCUGCCAACUGUAA
Molecule: messenger RNA, 1684 nt
Organism: Carassius auratus (goldfish)
Lineage: Eukaryota; Metazoa; Chordata; Actinopteri; Cypriniformes; Cyprinidae
Product: BCL2/adenovirus E1B 19 kDa protein-interacting protein 3-like
Exons: 6
Coding region: 191-769 (192 amino acids)
Biological process (GO): positive regulation of apoptotic process; mitochondrial outer membrane permeabilization
Cellular component (GO): mitochondrial outer membrane; nuclear envelope; nucleus
Source: RefSeq, a predicted model, not a curated record